UCUCCAUAGCAACCUGAAGCGUUCAGGAAACAAAUUGUAAAACAUGUUCUUCUCACCGAACAAUAGCAGACAGGGUAAACUUUUAUUUAGUUUAUCAUGAGCUCAACAACGAGGAGUAAAUCUCAUGUUUCGGUACUGACGUCAGCGAUAAAUCCACUUGCAAACCCACGAGGAGCGAAAAAGCUUUGUGAGCUUUGUCAAAACCUUGCUUACCUGCAAUGCACCAAAUGUCGAGUAACUUUCUACUGUGACACGGAACACCAGCAGGCUGACUGGGUAGGAAUCCAUGAGAAGAUCUGCCAGCUGCUCAUCCCCAUCCGCACCGCAAUGCCCUUCCACAGCCUGCAGGCGGACAGAGACCACCACCGCGCCCAGAUACUGCACAGACAAGAGGAGCUGAUUGAGAUCUCCAGGGCUGUGGCUCAGAAGAAGCUGUUCGAGGGGAAGUAUCAGGAGUCACUGCCUGCCGCCCAGCUCUCCCUGCGCUGUGCUAUGGAUGUCUACGGCCCCAGUGCUGUCCAGCUGGUCCCUGCAUACCUCCUGCUGGCGGAGGCAAAUGUGGGUCUGGGCAGUCUGUCCCAGGCAGAGGGGUACCUGUCUCAGGCAGAGUGGACGGUGAUGAAGACGCCCGAGUGUAGCCACACCGUCCGCCACCAGCUGCACCGCAACCUGGGUCGCCUCUACACCGCCACGGAAAACCUGGAGGGAGCGCUAUUGCACUUUGCCAACGACGUGUACUAUGCCAGUGAGGAGUAUGGCUUGGAUAACAUUGUCACUUGUGGUGGCUACUUUCUGAUGGCCAAUGUCUUUAUCAAGCAAGAAAAGAUGGAUAUUGCCAGUUCCUUAUACACUGAGGUAGCAAGUACAUGGCACUCUCACCUCACCAAACUUUUGGAGACGCAUACUCCAGGAUCCAUGACGCUGGAGCACUCUUUUGAUGAAGCUCAGCAGGCGGAAGCAGACCAGAUGCUAAGGGCCAUGCUGAAGGUUCAGGAGAGUAGCCCCAAGCAGGCUACGGCCCAGAACACCCUCGUGGCCCACUCUCUGGCCAUGCUGUGGUUCCUGGGAGGAUCCCCAGACAAGGCACUGGAGUUUGGCAGGAAGGCCCUGCAGUCCAGCCAGCUGGUCCCAGACCAUAGCCUAACAGAGCCCAUCCAGGGCCUGCUGCAGCUGGCAGCAGAGAGAGGCCCACACCUUACCAUCGCAAGCUGACUGCCCGCCCGCCUGACCGCCGGUCUUCUUGACUGCCUGUCCAUCCACCAGCCGGCUACCUCAGCACAACACAAAAGAAGCACACUCUAUACAUGAAAAAAUGGGCCAUAGUAGAAUCAUUACAGAAUAAAAGAUGUUGUGACUUUCCA
Messenger RNA from Oncorhynchus keta (chum salmon), 1361 nucleotides. It is a transcript of the gene zmynd12, whose product is annotated as zinc finger, MYND-type containing 12. Gene Ontology annotation, molecular function: protein binding. The record is from RefSeq and is a predicted model, not a curated record. NCBI's taxonomy places the organism in Eukaryota, Metazoa, Chordata, Actinopteri, Salmoniformes, Salmonidae. The transcript has 8 exons. Bases 97 to 1212 code for a protein of 371 amino acids.